Messenger RNA from Rhincodon typus (whale shark), 744 nucleotides. It is a transcript of the gene ppox, whose product is annotated as protoporphyrinogen oxidase. The annotation marks the transcript as partial. Gene Ontology annotation, cellular component: mitochondrial inner membrane. The record is from RefSeq and is a predicted model, not a curated record. Gene Ontology annotation, molecular function: protoporphyrinogen oxidase activity, oxygen as acceptor. The transcript has 5 exons. Gene Ontology annotation, biological process: heme biosynthetic process. NCBI's taxonomy places the organism in Eukaryota, Metazoa, Chordata, Chondrichthyes, Orectolobiformes, Rhincodontidae.
UCCAACUCCAUUGGCCUGUCCUGUUACCAACCCCCCCCAGGCAGCAAAGAUCCCCGCUUCACUUCCGAGUUAGUGAGCCGGGCACAGACUGAAAACUGGGCACAGUGGACACUGAGGAAAGGCAUGAAGUCCCUACCAGAAGCAAUGGAGCAGGAAUUGCAGAGACGCGGUAUAGAAAUUCACCGGGAUACACCUGUCAACACAAUUCAACAGAAGCCUGAUGGAGCCUGGGAGGUCCAUCUUGAUGGAGGGACGAUGAACGCAGAUCACAUUUUUUCCUCGGUACCAGCAAAAGUGCUGAGCAGAAUCCUCCCUCAGUCCUGGGUCACCCUGUGUGACAGCCUGCGUGAGAUCGACAGCGUGUCUGUCACUGUGGUCAACCUGGAGUAUGAUGGCUCCGUCCUGCCUGUUACAGGCUUUGGACAUCUCGUGCCCUCACAGGAGAGCAGUGAAAUCUUGGGCGUUGUUUAUGACUCCUGCAGUUACCCCCAGCAAGAUCGAGUGGGCCCCCCUACCACCAGGCUAACGGUCAUGAUGGGCGGCUCCUGGUUCCAGGAAGCCUUUGGGGAUCCAGACACUGUGCCUCAGGACCAUUUGCUGCAGCGAGCCACGGAAACAGUGCGCAGUCACCUGGGCAUCACCCAGACGCCCCUGAGGGCCAUCAUCAGAGUGCAGAAGGUGAGGGAAGGCUUCGUCUCAAUCACUCCUGUCAAGCACUUCCAGGUCACAGUGAAGCUACAUUGA